This is a messenger RNA of Puntigrus tetrazona (Sumatra barb), 1702 nucleotides long. RefSeq names its product doublecortin domain-containing protein 2C. The transcript has 13 exons. The record is from RefSeq and is a predicted model, not a curated record. Gene Ontology annotation, biological process: intracellular signal transduction. Lineage: Eukaryota; Metazoa; Chordata; Actinopteri; Cypriniformes; Cyprinidae. Gene Ontology annotation, cellular component: microtubule; microtubule organizing center. The coding region runs from base 73 to 1353 and encodes 426 amino acids.
UUUUAUGACUAUAUUUAACUGGGGUUUUCCAGCACCUCCCCGUGGAUUACCGCAGAGUUGUUUUACUUCGCGAUGUCUGGACGGAGUUCUCACGCGCAUCCUCCGCCGACCAAAACGGUUAUUUUGUUCAGGAACGGAGACGCUUUUUAUCCCGGCCGAAAAUUUGUCAUCAAUCAACGUCAGUCAUCCACUUUUGACAGCUUUCUGAACACUGUCACGCGAGGCAUCACAGCUCACUUUGGGGCAGUGCGAAAUAUCUACACCCCCAACAAGGGUCACAGGGUGGCGAAUCUGCAGCAGCUGGUGCACGGAGAAAUAUAUGUGGCGGCCGGAGCAGAGGGACUCAAAAAGAUGGACUAUCGUCACAUAACAACACAAAAGCCUCCAAAAAAGAAAAGUGAACCGAUCCAACCUGUAGUUCACAGCAGAAUAAUUGUCCCAGCUCGAUGGAAGAGAAUCGGUAAUGAGUCGUGCAUCAUCAAUGUUUUUACCAACGGAGAUAUCUUGGUUCCUCCAACACGGGUGCUGAUUCCAAAACACACGCUGGCUAGCUGGGAAAACGUAUUGGCCUUGGUGACUGAGAGAGUUCGCCUUCGCACCGGAGCUGUGCACAGAUUGUGCCUGCUGAACGGGAGGCCUGUACGUGGAUCAUAUGAGCUACAGAACAACCACUGUUAUGUUGCUGUAGGAACAGAGAGGUUCCGGUCUUUGCCGUAUCAUCUGGCUCCAAGCAAGGGAGUGAUCUACAAUAUCACAGAUGUGGUCAACAACGGCAUUCAUCCAGUUCCAAAAAAAGAAAAACAAGAUAGAACUUUGUUCGCAAAACCAGAAGUGGACAGCGCCGGCUCCGUUUUUUACGCCAAACAGCCAGGGCAGGGCUUGAAAAUCCCAGAUCUCUUUGCUACGGCGGAAAAAAGUGUCUUCAGAGCCACCAACAAAAGGAAGGAGGCAGUAGUAGCAUCUGAAGUACUAGAAGAUGAAAAUAUGAAGGUGGAUCUUCCUAUUGAACAGAUGCAAGUAAAAGAAGUUGAGGAGGAACAAAACUUCUACAAUGACCUCAGACCAGGAAGUAAUAGCCCUGCUAAAAACUACCAUCAUGCAUCUUUUUCAACAAAGUCAUCUACGUCCGGAACACAUAUGAUUUCAGAAUAUACCUCAAUUACGAAGGAGUCAAGAGACCUCCAACCCAACAGCUAUGAAGAGAGCAGGGACCAGUCAUUAGAUCAACAACAGCCAAAAGACACCAAGGGGGAGGAGAUGUCCUCAAAGAAGUGUGGAAUACGAUCUCAUAUGUCUAAGUUUUUAAAGGAAAAGAAAAAAGUAACCCUGAACUGCGGACCUAAUGGCUUUUAACAGGAAGAUGGAUGCGUGUGUUCCCAGGGCAGAUGGCCAUGAUGCUUUGCUAUGCAUAUGGCUCACAGAUUACCACUCCAGCAGGGUGUCAGAACUGAUGAGGCAGCACUGGAGCAGAGUGUUGUGCCAUUUGCAUUUGAGCUUUACUGCUUAGCUGCAUGGAUGGCCACGCUGCUUCUCAUGCUUAAUGUCAGAGGCUGAAUCCUGAACACAAAUAUGUGUCGGAGUACAACCCUCGCGACUGCUUUCAAUACAGUUUUUCUGUAUUGUAGGAACAAGUUUUGAUGCAUCCCACUAAUUUGACUGUUAAUGCCUUUUAAAUUACAAUUAUAAAGUUUUUAAACAUUAU